Oreochromis aureus is the source of this 2682-nucleotide messenger RNA. RefSeq names its product adenylosuccinate synthase 2 (gene adss2). Bases 83 to 1432 code for a protein of 449 amino acids. The record is from RefSeq and is a predicted model, not a curated record. The transcript has 13 exons. NCBI's taxonomy places the organism in Eukaryota, Metazoa, Chordata, Actinopteri, Cichliformes, Cichlidae. Gene Ontology annotation, molecular function: adenylosuccinate synthase activity; GTP binding. Gene Ontology annotation, cellular component: cytoplasm. Gene Ontology annotation, biological process: IMP metabolic process; 'de novo' AMP biosynthetic process.
AGGUUUCCGGUUCGGCUCAGUUGCUGGUAGUUCCUCCAGUCUAGGUCGGUGAGGAGUGGAGACAGCCAGGGACCGAGCUGAAAUGUCGGACAGCGGGAGUCAGGAAGCCCCGAAGACACGGAUACCCAGGCCGACGGUUGGCAACAAAGUGACCGUGGUACUCGGCGCUCAGUGGGGCGAUGAGGGGAAGGGGAAAGUUGUGGAUCUGCUGGCACAGGACGCGGACAUGGUGUGCAGAUGCCAGGGCGGCAACAACGCAGGACACACAGUGGUUGUCGACUCAGUCGAGUACGACUUUCACCUCCUACCCAGCGGCAUCAUCAACCCCAAGGUCACCGCUUUCAUUGGCAAUGGUGUGGUGAUCCAUCUUCCAGGCCUGUUCGAAGAAGCAGAAAAAAAUGAACGCAAAGGAAAAAGUCUAAAAGACUGGGAGAAACGGUUGAUCAUCUCGGACAGAGCGCACAUUGUGUUUGACUUCCACCAAGCGGUUGAUGGCGUUCAGGAACAGCAGAGACAAGAGCAAGCAGGCCAGAACCUCGGGACGACAAAGAAGGGGAUUGGUCCGGUGUACUCGGCUAAGGCGGCACGCUCCGGGCUCAGGAUAUGUGACUUGCUGGCAGACUUCACACAGUUCUCUGAAAGGUAUAAAGCUUUGGCCAAGCAGUACCAGUCUAUGUACCCCACUCUAAAGAUCGACAUAGACGGAGAGCUGCUCAAGUUAAAGGACUACGUUGAGCAGAUCAAGCCCAUGGUAAGAGAUGGUGUGCACUACAUGUACGAGGCACUUCAUGGUCCUCCUAAGAAAAUCCUGGUGGAAGGAGCCAAUGCAGCGCUGCUGGACAUCGACUUUGGAACGUACCCGUUUGUGACGUCGUCCAACUGCACGGUGGGCGGAGUGUGCACGGGCCUCGGGAUGCCGCCUCAGAACGUCGGCGAGGUUUAUGGGGUCGUCAAGGCGUACACCACAAGAGUGGGCAUCGGUGCUUUCCCCUCAGAGCAGAAGAAUGAGAUCGGAGAGCUGCUGCAGACUCGAGGGAAGGAGGUCGGCGUGACCACAGGCAGAAAACGACGGUGCGGUUGGCUGGAUCUGGUGCUCAUCAAAUAUGCACAUAUGAUUAAUGGCUUCACUGCUUUAGCUCUCACCAAACUCGACAUACUUGACGUUUUCACCGAGAUCAAAGUCGGCAUAGGGUACAAAGUCGACAACCAAACUAUACCUCACUUUCCAGCCAAUCAGGAGGUGCUGCAGCGUGUGGAGGUUCAGUACGAGACCCUGCCCGGCUGGGACAGCGACACUUCGGCCGCUAGAAGCUUCGAGGAGCUGCCCGAGAACGCACAGAAAUAUGUUCGCUUCAUUGAGGAGCAUGUGGGAGUGCCUGUCAAGUGGAUCGGAGUGGGGAAGUCCCGGGAGUCCAUGAUCCAGCUCUUCUAGACAAAUGGAAAGAAACACAGCCUACCUACCUGUUUUAAACCUCCAAACAGAGACGCCACCGUCAUCAGACUGUGCCGGACUGGACUUCUCCAGUCUGUUUGGAUUUUUAACAGUUUUAAACUUUAUUAAAACAGCAUCACAAGGCGCUCUGCUAACAUUGCAGCGUUUUGUUUCAUAUACUACACACUGGGCAACACCAGCUGCCAUCAGGUGAGGGCGUGAAGCAACGGCCACGAGACACACGCAGGCACUGGAUCGCUCGUUUGGUUGAACACAUUGUUUGACUGUAUUUUGGUUGAUCUAUGCUGUGAUUUUAACGCGCUGUGUUUUCCCCCUCAGCACUUUAGAUGCUUUGGACUGUAUGUGCUUUAUGUUUUAUUCUUCCAGGUGUACGGCACAUCCUCACACGAUAAAGGGAUCGGUUUAUAUUUUAAAUGUGUCUUUCUGUGUUCUCAGUGUUAAAACUUGCCUUGUCAUUCAACCAAAAAAACAAAACAAAAACAAAAAACAAAAAAAAUUAGCUUUUAAAUUUUUUCCGUAGCUAGCGGUUGCUUCCACUGAACGCUGUGGAAACGCUCGAGUUUUAAGGAAUAAUCUCAGCAGGUGAGCUCUCCUCUAACCACUAACAGGCACAGAAAUUUUAAUGUAACCUAGAUUUUCUAAGUAAACAAAUCAAUUCAGUCUGUCAGCACUUUUCCACACCUCACAUUCUUGUGAUUAAUGUUGUUUUGUCUUUGCACUGUCAGCACAUUGUUCUGGUAACAUGGGAUGAAGGCAAUGAUUCGAUGUAUGCUGUCUUUUUUUUUUUUUGUCCAGUUUUGUGCAAGACUGUAAUUACAUUUUGGCUUCAGGUACAAAAGUACCUGAAGUUCCACAGUCUUGAUUUAGAGUAUUGCAUUGAAUGCCCACCUUAGUGGAUGACGACAUUGUUUGCAUUUACAGUUCUGUGCAAUGAAGACAUUUUGUGUGUUGGAUCAAAAGGUUAUCAUGAGAAGAGACACGAAAAAGUUUCAGCUUUUAUUCAGUAUAAAUUAAAUAAACUUUAGAUUUCCUGUUUCUUCACUGGUCAUGCCUUUACAGGAUUUUACUGCAGCAUGUGGUAGUUGUCAGAUUUGUUGGGGUUUCUCCCUUAUGUCUUCUCUUCAGGUUUUUAAAUGCAUGGUCAUUAUGUAUCCUGCUGAAGUCCUUUGUUGAGGUGGUGGUGUGCUUUGGAUUAUUAUCUUGUCACACAAUAAAGAUCCUCCUGAUUA